UUUUUUUUUUCUUUCCUAGUUUUUUUUUGUUUUAAAAGAAUUUACUUUAAUAAGAUGGCGAUACAAGAGCAAUCAAUAACUUCUCCACCAUCACUUUUAUUUUUACAUCAACAAAAUGCACCUAUUUUAUUAACACCUGAAGGAUCCGUUCCUUCUAGUCCAACAUUAUCUACUGCUGUAGUUACACAUACAAACGCAACGACUCACCAUUUACAUACAAAUGACUCUACAACUGUUGAUUAUGUAGAGUUAACAAAAUUACUACAACAUGUAGCUUCAAGUAAUAAUAAUAAUAGUAAUAAAAAGAAUUUUACAGCAGUAAAGCAGUUAGCGCCAAAUUCAGUUACUUCAACUUCAAGUACAUCUUCUACAAAUUCUUCUAUCUCUUCUUUAAUUGUAGCAGCUGCAGCACCACCACCAGCAGCAAGGUCUUCUUUAGUUCAAAACAAUAGAUCCUCCCCUUGUUUAAAUCCAGUACCUUCUCAAUUUAUAUUCAAGAAACCACUUUAUAACCAGCAAUAUCUUCAAACCCAUUUCCAUCAUCAUCCCCCUCCUCUUUCUCUUUCUCCUCAUACAAUCACACCUACUCAUACACAGCAUCAACACACUAUAGAUCGAAACUCAAAAGAGAUAGCGUUCUUUGAUUUAAGAAGAUUUUUUAUUCAAUCACCAGUUACAUCUGAUUCAGAAGAACCAUUUUAUGGAAAUCAAUUUAAACAGAAUAUCUCAAAUAAAUAUGGUCAAUGGGGUCGAUAUAUUGGCAAAGGAGCAGGUGGAUCAGUUCGAUUAAUUAAACAGCACAACAAGACAUACGCAGUGAAACAAUUUCGUAAACGAUUCCCUAAUGAGACAGAGAAGGAUUAUAUCAAGAAAGUAACAGCCGAGUUCUGUAUAGGGUCUACUCUUCAACAUCCUAAUAUUAUCGAAGCUUUAGACCUUAUUCAAGAAGAGAAUGGAACUAGUUUCUAUGAAAUUAUGGAAUAUGCACCUAAUGAUAUGUUUAAUGUCGUAAUGAGCCGUAUGAUGUCUAGAGAAGAAAUUGCGUGUUGUUGGCGUCAAUUAUUAAACGGUGUCAAUUAUUUGCAUUCAAUAGGGAUUGCUCAUAGAGAUCUCAAGUUGGAUAACCUUGUCUUGGAUCAUAUGGGUAUACUUAAAAUUAUAGAUUUUGGUUGUUCAACUGUAUUUAAAUAUCCAUUUGAUAAUUCAAUUACGAUGACAAAAGGUGUUUUUGGUUCAGACCCUUAUAUUGCACCAGAACAAUACACACAAUCCUUAUAUGAUCCACGGUUAUCAGAUAUAUGGUCAUGUGGUAUCAUCUUUGUAUGUAUGAUAAUACAUAGAUUCCCUUGGAGAAUAUCAAAGAGUUCAGAUAUUGCCUUUAGAGCCUUUAUCACGAACCAAAAUCAACAAAAAUUCAGAUUAAUCAAAUGGCUCCCUCGAGAAUCUCGAUCUGUUAUGACAAGUAUACUCGAAGUCGAUCCUAGUCGUCGUUGGAGUGUACAAAAGAUUCUUCAAGAUAAUUGGGUGAAAGGAAUUGAUGUCUGUACUCCUGAUGAACCGGGUACUUGUCAUGUUCAUCAUGUCUCUGUCUUGGAUCAAAUAACCCAAGAGAGGCGGGGUAAUCUUGUUCUUAUCACCUCUGAGCCUCCUGGUGUUAUUGCUGAAAAGGAAAAGAAAAAACGUCAAUCUCAACUCAUUUCAUCACCUCAACGCCCUUCAUCAUCAUCCUUAUCGUCUCAGAGGCCCCAAAAGCAGAAUCAAAAAUAAAACCCUACCUAUACAUCUAUAUUUUAUUCAUUCUUAAAGAUAUAAAGAGAGAGAGAAGGAGGAUGAGUGAGAGAAGAGAAGAGGGAAAAAAAAUUUUUUUUUCUCUUAACAUAUACUCUUUCCUUCCUUCCUUCCUUCCUUUUUUUUUUUUUGUCAUAUUGCU
Messenger RNA from Cokeromyces recurvatus, 1930 nucleotides. RefSeq names its product kinase-like domain-containing protein. NCBI's taxonomy places the organism in Eukaryota, Fungi, Mucoromycota, Mucoromycetes, Mucorales, Mucoraceae. Gene Ontology annotation, molecular function: ATP binding; protein serine/threonine kinase activity. The transcript is spliced from 3 exons. The record is from RefSeq and is a predicted model, not a curated record. Bases 55 to 1767 code for a protein of 570 amino acids. Gene Ontology annotation, biological process: intracellular signal transduction; protein phosphorylation.